AUCUUCGACACUUCUCGGAUUAUGUUCGGUUGUCUCUAUUGCUGUUUGUUGAUUUUUUUUUUUUUUUUUAAACUAAACUAGUGUUACGCAAGUGUUCUACUGUUCAAUGCAGUGUAGGCUACUGGGUGGGUAGUGGUGAGAUCCGGGCUUUAAUGAGCUACUUCAAAACACAAUUCUGUAAGAAUAAUAACGGAUUUUUACUUGUGAUGCGAUUUGUCUGACGGAAAACAGCUGUGACGAGGCUGUUUGUGUCUUGGAGCAGCAGCCACACCCUCCUCCUCCUCCUCCUCUUUUUCCUCGGUGUGCAGCAGCAGCAGGAGGACCAGAAGCAGCAUGAUGCGAUACAUCCUUACUCUUUUGGUGCUGCCAGCAGUCUGCAAUGGCAUCCUGCCUGAGAUCGUAGAGUCAGGAAUCAAUCACAUCGUGGAGGGACCGUCGGAGCUGGACCGCAUAUUUGUGCAGCAACUGCAGGAGGAUCGGCUGCAAAAGCCUGAGGAUGCGUUUAUCCAGACAAACAGCAGUGUCAGCCCUCAUCACAGUGACCUUCCUCAGAGGCAUCCCAACCAGACUGAUAAGGUGACUAAUGAGGAAUCUGUGCACUCCUCAGCAGAACAGGGGACAAACAACAUUACUGCCGCAGCUUUCCCAGUCAGUGACCUGGAUAACAGUAUCAAUCAUGGAUGUUUGACUAACGACGACUGUGGAAAAGGAAAGUAUUGCCUCUCUGACACCCAUAGGUCCAAGUGUAAGCCAUGUAAAGACACUGAUGUGUCUUGUACUAAAGAUGACGAGUGCUGCGGCGACCAGAUGUGUGUGUGGGGUCAGUGCAGCAAAAAUGCUACCAAAGGAGAAGCUGGCAGCACUUGUCAAGUCCAGAAUGACUGUCAGCCAGAUCUCUGCUGUGCAAUUCAUAAAGCCUUGCUAUUCCCCGUUUGUUCGGUCAAGCCGAUUGAACGUGAACGCUGUUUUGAUGUCUCCAACAACCUGAUGGAGCUGCUGUCCUGGGACACGAAGGAUAAGAAACCCAGGAAACACUGUCCGUGUGCCGGAGAGCUUCAGUGCCAGCACCUCGGGCGUGGCUCCAUGUGCCUGAAAGCAGAGGACACAAGUGAAGAGGACUUGACAGACUCUCUGUACUCAGAAAUUGACUACAUUCUCUAGGCAAAGCUUGACUGAAUUUACUCUCUCAAGCAGCAUGAAGCUUUUUCCCCACUGUCUUUUUGCCAGCUUAAUCCAAAGUUGUAAAGUUACAAAGCUAAUAUAACGGAUGCUAAUAGUUUCAAUCACUGAUUGUUUUUAUGUUUUUGUUUCUUUGAGUGUUAAAUGAACGUUGCUUAAACUAUCCAUGUAAUUUAUGUCAGGAUUCAACAUUUAGUCACAGCUGGGAUUACAGUUAUUUCUCUGAAAUUAUGAUACAAUGAGGUUGUUUCCCUCACUCCUUAGCUAAAUGGCCCUAAUACAUUACAUAUACUACAUUUUUUUAUUGGAAGGUGUUCAUCUUAUUUGGCUUUUUAUUAAUCAUAGGAUUUAUUUUUUUUUGCAAGAAUUAUAGGAACAGUUUGAUGACCAUUAAAGAUUUUUCAGGCAUUGCUGAAUGUCGGAAAAAUGAAUAUGGAUAAUUUCUAAAUAGAUAAAAGGUUUACUUUUUUUUUUUUAACUGAUACUCCUUUUAAACUGCUUGAAUACAUUUCAAGAGAUGCUCUUAUUUAUUUUCAUAAAUUUGUUGAAUGAAAAUAACAUGAAUAAUUCUGAGUUUAAUUGUACUAAAAGAUAGUCUUCUUAGUUUUAUACACCAAUGCUACAUUUUAAUUUUUUUGACUCACGCCAGGCAAUGCAGCGAACAUCCUAAACAAUCGGAUAUCCAGACAAAUCGGUGCAUGUUUCUUAAAGAAACCGAUGGCUUUGUAAUUGGUUUCAUGUUUGACCAUGUAGAGUUUUAGUUUUUAAUAAAGCUUCUUUUCUAAUUCCUGGUCAAUCACAUCUAAAGUUAUGCAUUUAAAAGCAGUUUGUUUAUUUUCUCUCACAAGUCAACUGGACGACAUUAUGACUCUUAUGGGGUUCAUGCAUCAUGGUUUUGAAAUAAAAAAUAAUCUCAUAUACCCUUUAGAAGCAUCAUUAUCAGUAUCUAAUGUUUGUGAAUGCAGCAGUUUGUGAUCCAAUUAGACUUUUGCUCUUCUCUUAAUCAAACUUGUUGCUCUGGAUGUAGAAUAAAAAAAAUAUAUAAAUAAAACCAAAGUCCCUUUUGUGAGUAAGCUAUUUUGAUGAUCACCGUCAGAAAGUCUUUUUUUUUUAAUCAAAAAAAGCAUUUUUAAUUUAUUUCUAAAAUCAUCUUUAACUAUUUUCACACAUGAUCUCAGAUUCCAAAGAAAUAAACGACAAAGAAAAUAGGGCAAUCCUCCGAUAUUGGCGUUUCUACAGUGAAGAGCUGGUGACAACCUCAGGAAACCAGGGCUGCUGAAUGCUGAGUUUAAGUUCACAGAGCCUUAACCCAGGGAAGAGGAAGAGUCCAGUAGGCUGUGUGCGCCCUCUGGUGUCAAGUCUAUCAAGCAGCAGCAGCCAGUAGAAGCGCCAAAAAAAAAAAA
This is a messenger RNA of Xiphophorus couchianus (Monterrey platyfish), 2582 nucleotides long. RefSeq names its product dickkopf WNT signaling pathway inhibitor 3a (gene dkk3a). The transcript has 7 exons. The coding region runs from base 334 to 1161 and encodes 275 amino acids. Gene Ontology annotation, cellular component: extracellular region. Gene Ontology annotation, biological process: multicellular organism development; negative regulation of canonical Wnt signaling pathway. Lineage: Eukaryota; Metazoa; Chordata; Actinopteri; Cyprinodontiformes; Poeciliidae. The record is from RefSeq and is a predicted model, not a curated record. Gene Ontology annotation, molecular function: co-receptor binding; receptor antagonist activity.